AUGCCCACCUGUCGUCGAAAACGGGUGGUCCUCACCGAGCCCUCUGACGCUAUAAGCAAGGCGUUAAAGACCGACCCUGACAAAGAGGUCUAUUUCCUGCGCCAAACAGGCGAGAUAUUCGACACUUAUGAGCAAUAUUCGGCACGCAUGUCCUUUUAUCGGCAAAAACAGUUUCAAUGCGAAGUCACCGGCAAAAGUGGGCUCGACUACUUCCAAGCCGUCGAGAGUGAGCAGCAAGAAGCACGCAUUCUCCACCAUCGCUUCCCCCAACCUCUGAAAGCAGCCGUUCUCAGGUCUGUCCAGUAUCAAGUUGUUGGUCGUCUGGAUCAUCUUGUGGAGGCUGUCUUUGAGCGGUUUAAAGACCGUUACUUCAAGGAUGAAAAGAUCUUAGUCGAUUUGGGAGGAGUCAAAUAUGGCGCCCGCGUCGAGAAAGUAUUCACGCCCAAAUAUAACGAAGACACCGCUGCUCGGGACAAUUACAAGCCUGCCAUGCCAGGUGGCAAGUCUGGGGAGUUUCCUGAAGGCGAAGACCCUCCCCAUACCAUCUCUGGCGACUUGAAGGAGUCUGCCAAAGACGCUAACGCACGCGACGACCCCAGCUUAUAUUAUUACUGGGUCCAUGUCCUGGACUUCGAAAGGAGUAAAGGAGAGGGCGCAAAAGCAGCCAGGGACUCGGACAAUCUCAAGAUGAUAGACAGCAUUCGUGAGGUGCAAUGCGAUAUGAUGAGUCGGGAUCGCCUCUCAUUCUCGAAAUCCAUACUACGCCGUUUCAUUCGCGACUGUGUUGACCGUGAUGCUGCAGUCGCGUCCCCUUGGAUUGUCAAGACGCCUAUAGCAAAACACUAUGGUGUUUAUAUCCAACCUACCGAAAAUAAACCAAAAGCUUCCGAGUCUAGCAAGAAGUCGAGCGAAACGGAGAAACGAAAGAAGGUUUGGGAAGAGAAAGAAUUGCCUCCAACCAAGCGGCAGAAGAAGAUGAUGGAGGCUCAAGAGGAAAAAGAGCGCCAGGCAACGGAGAAGGCCGAGAAACAACGCCAAUUGAAAGAAGAGGCAGUUCUCCAGCAGUCCCCCGAAAAGAAAAAGAAGAAACCAGUCCGAUAUCCAACAGAGGAUCUCGACGUCCAGUUGAGCGAAAAAGACAAGAAAGCAGGCAUGAAAGUCAUGCGGCCGCUUCCCAGUCGCAUUGCACCCCCCUUCCACAAACCCGCUGGGAGUUACGAGGCAUUUUUAAUGACGUGGAAUUUCUUAGUGGUUUACGGCAACGCAUUACACCUCUCGACCAUAACACUGGACGAAUUUGAACAUGCGAUCCAACAUUCUGUGAAGGGUCUGCCGUGCAGCAUACUCAGCGAAGUGCAUACCUCCCUGAUCCAUGUUCUACGCGGAGUGCCUUUCAUCAAGCACAGUGCCGCCAUUUCCCUCAUCGCUCCCCAGAACCUUCAGCCAAAACUCCUCUUUGGAGUGUCUGUAGACACGCUGACCGCCGAAAUGAAUAAUCAUGGGGGUGACUGGGAGCGUGCCCCGUUGAAGAUUCAAGAGGGGCGGGGGGGAUGGGAGGAUGCAAUGCUUGGUUGUCUCAAGGAUCACGCUACAUUAGAGAACUUCCCUGACCUCCGCGAUAUUUUGACCAAGCUUCUUUUUGCUCCCGACCCUCAGGCAGAAACUGCUGUCUCAUCGUCCAGUUCUUCUCCGGAAUCAACUCCUGACCCUCCUGACUUGACCGUUCCAUCUGAUCCAGCAGACCGGUACUACGCUCUUCCAGUCUCCGAUCGCAUUGCUAUUCUCUCAUUCAUGACCGACCUCGCCAUGUCAAGCAAGACUAUCCAUGCCUACAUCGAAAAAUGUGAAGAAGAGUUAACAGCGCUCCGCAAAGAGAAAAUUGAUGUCAACCGUCUAAGAAAACAACACUCGGAGGAUAUGAAUGCCCUGAAAAUUGAAAUGAAAGGGGAAGAGGCGUCGCCUGCACCAAACGUUGACCAAGAGGCAUCUGUCGUCGAUUCUGAAAUGUCAGACGUGUCGGGUGUGGACGCUGGUCUGAAAAAGGGCAAAAAGGACGCACCCCCACCACCACAGAAUGGAUCCACUGGCGGAAAACGAGAAGCUGCGCGAGCGAAGCAAGCCUCCAUCAAGCAGGCCACUGCUGAAUAUCGCCGACUCGAUGAAGAAGUCAACAAACUAGAACGCAGACUUGAGGCGAUCGAACGAGAGUUCCGCAAACUUCUGUCCAGCAUUCGUGUCAAACCGCUGGGUAGAGACCGUUUCUACAAUCGUAUCUGGUGGUUCGAUGGAAUGGGCGCCGGUUCUCUUGUUGGGAGUGGAGGUGCCACUCAGUACCAGGCCGGGCGAUUAUUCAUCCAGGGCCCUAGUAAUAUCGACAACGUGAUACUGCUCAACAAACUGGGUCAGGACGAGUUGGAUAAGCGAUAUGAAGAAGAGUUGGGAACUGAAGGAACGCUGCUUGAAAAUCAGUGGGCAACAUACUCUGAUAUUGAGGAGGCCAGUUUAAUCCUCGAGGAAUUCCUGGCAUGGCUCAAUCCGAAAGGGCAGCGGGAGGUUGCGCUAAAGGGGGUUUUAACGAAAUGGUGGCCACACAUUACCAGCGGUGCCCGACGUCGGGUCGCAGAUCUCAGCGCCAGCGCGCGCAUUCCUGAGGCACGUCGUAGUACUCGCACUAAAUCGGCUGCUGGUUACGAUCUUUCACGAGAACCAUAUAUGGUGUGGAGCAACCGCAAAGCAACAACAACAGCAAUGGCAUGA
Mycena indigotica is the source of this 2757-nucleotide messenger RNA. RefSeq lists its product as uncharacterized. The transcript is spliced from 12 exons. The coding region runs from base 1 to 2757 and encodes 918 amino acids. The record is from RefSeq and is a predicted model, not a curated record. NCBI's taxonomy places the organism in Eukaryota, Fungi, Basidiomycota, Agaricomycetes, Agaricales, Mycenaceae.